This is a messenger RNA of Suncus etruscus (white-toothed pygmy shrew), 8121 nucleotides long. It is a transcript of the gene WNK1, whose product is annotated as WNK lysine deficient protein kinase 1. Gene Ontology annotation, biological process: intracellular signal transduction; positive regulation of sodium ion transmembrane transporter activity; protein phosphorylation. NCBI's taxonomy places the organism in Eukaryota, Metazoa, Chordata, Mammalia, Eulipotyphla, Soricidae. Gene Ontology annotation, cellular component: cytoplasm; cytosol. The record is from RefSeq and is a predicted model, not a curated record. Gene Ontology annotation, molecular function: potassium channel inhibitor activity; chloride channel inhibitor activity; ATP binding.
AUGUCCGGCGGCGCCGCCGACCAGAAGCAGCCCGGACGCUCCCCGUUCCUCACGCCGCCGCCGCCCGGCCCCAAGAACGGCUCCGGCCCCGGCCCCGGCUCCGGCGCCUGCUCCGACUCGUCCGUGGCCGCCAAGCUGGCUCCGGGCGCCGGGGCCGGGGCGACGACGGGGGCGGCGGCGGGGGCGCUGCCCGGCGGCCCGCGCAGCGACGAGUUCCGGCGCCGCCGCCACACCAUGGACAAGGACAGCCGCGGGGCCGCCGCCGCCGCCGCCGCCGCCACCACGGAGCACCGCUUCUUCCGCCGCAGCGUCAUCUGCGACUCCAACGCCACGGCGCUCGAGCUGCCCGGCCUCGCCCAGCCGCCGCCCCCGGCGCCGCGACCCCGCUCGGAGACGACCCCCGCCGCCGCCCCGACGCCCGCCACCCCCGCGCCCGCCACCGCGAUCGCCGCCCCCGCGCCCGCCCCGGCCCCGGCGCCGACGCCGGCCCCGGCCCCGGCCCCGACCCCGGCCGCCCCGGAGCGCCCGGCCGACCCCCACGACCACGCCGCGCCCGCCAGAGGCGGCAGCGGCGGCCCCCGCGAGGCCCCCGAGGAGCGCGGCGCGGCGCAGGACGACAUCGAGGAGCUGGAGACCAAGGCCGUGGGCAUGUCCAACGACGGCCGCUUCCUCAAGUUCGACAUCGAGAUCGGCCGCGGCUCCUUCAAGACCGUCUACAAGGGGCUCGACACGGAGACCACGGUCGAGGUCGCCUGGUGCGAGCUGCAGGAUCGAAAGUUAACCAAGUCUGAGAGGCAGAGAUUCAAAGAGGAGGCUGAAAUGUUAAAGGGUCUUCAGCAUCCCAAUAUUGUUCGAUUCUAUGACUCUUGGGAAUCCACACUAAAAGGCAAGAAGUGUAUUGUUUUGGUGACCGAACUCAUGACAUCUGGAACACUUAAAACAUACCUGAAAAGGUUUAAAGUGAUGAAGAUCAAAGUUCUAAGAAGCUGGUGCCGUCAAAUCCUGAAAGGACUCCAGUUUCUUCAUACUCGAACUCCACCUAUUAUUCACCGAGAUCUUAAAUGUGACAACAUCUUUAUCACUGGCCCUACAGGCUCCGUCAAGAUUGGAGACUUAGGUCUGGCAACCCUGAAGCGAGCUUCUUUUGCCAAGAGUGUGAUAGGUACCCCAGAGUUCAUGGCUCCUGAGAUGUAUGAGGAGAAAUAUGAUGAAUCCGUUGACGUUUAUGCUUUUGGAAUGUGCAUGCUUGAGAUGGCCACAUCUGAAUACCCUUACUCAGAGUGCCAAAAUGCUGCGCAGAUCUACCGUCGAGUGACCAGUGGAGUGAAACCAGCCAGUUUUGACAAAGUAGCAAUUCCUGAAGUGAAGGAAAUUAUUGAAGGAUGCAUCCGACAAAACAAAGACGAAAGAUAUUCUAUCAAAGACCUUUUGAACCAUGCCUUCUUCCAGGAGGAAACAGGGGUACGGGUAGAACUAGCAGAAGAAGAUGAUGGAGAAAAAAUAGCCAUUAAGUUAUGGCUGCGUAUUGAAGACAUUAAGAAAUUGAAGGGAAAGUAUAAAGACAAUGAAGCGAUUGAGUUUUCCUUUGACUUGGAGAGAGAUGUACCAGAAGAUGUUGCGCAGGAAAUGGUAGAAUCUGGCUAUGUUUGUGAGGGUGAUCAUAAGACCAUGGCAAAAGCCAUCAAAGAUAGAGUGUCAUUAAUUAAGAGGAAACGAGAACAGCGCCAGCUGGUGCGGGAGGAGCAAGAGAAAAGAAAGCAAGAAGAAAGCAGUGUCAAACAGCAAGUUGAACAAGGAAGUACUUCUCAAGCAGGAAUCAAGCAGCUCCCUUCUGCUGCCACUGGGAUACCUACUGCCUCCACCACUUCUGCUUCAGUUUCUACACAAGUAGAACCCGAAGAACCUGAAGCAGAUCAGCACCAACAGCUGCAGUACCAACAACCUAGUAUAUCUGUAUUAUCUGAUGGGACAAUUGAUAGUGGUCAGGGAUCGUCUGUUUUUACAGAAUCUCGAGUGAGCAGCCAACAGACAAUUUCAUAUGGUUCCCAACAUGAACAGGCACAUUCUACUGGCACAGUCCCAGGACAUACAACUUCUACUGUCCAAGCACAAUCUCAGCCCCAUGGGGUAUAUCCAUCUUCAAGUAUGCUUCGUCGUGGCCGUAGCAUGUCGGUUUGUGUUCCCAUCUUUCUGCUGUUCCCUCUCUGUCCCGCAUCUCUCCCAGUGCUCUUCCACCCCACCACCAGUGCUGUCUGCACCUCUUUCUCCUUCCCUCCUUCGGACUGCCCUGAGGAAACUUUUGCCGAAAAGCUUUCUAAAGCAUUGGAGAGUGUCCUGCCUAUGCACUCUGCCUCCCAGCGCAAGUACCGACGCUCCAGCCUGCCUUCCCUCUUUGUCAGUACUCCUCAGUCCAUGGCGCAUCCGUGUGGGGGGACCCCAACAUUCCCAGAAUCACAGAUAUUUUUCCCAACUAUUCAUGAGCGUCCAGUUUCCUUUUCACCACCUCCUACCUGUCCACCGAAGGUGGCUGUUUCCCAGCGGCGUAAGAGCACCUCCUUCCUGGAAGCCCAAACCCGCCACUGCCAGCCCCUGCUGAGGACUGUUGGCCAAAAUCAUCUUCCACCUGGUGGCAGCCCAACUAACUGGACACCAGAGGCAGUAGUUAUGUUGGGGACCACGGUCAGUACAAUCACUGGAGAACCAUGUGAGAGACCGGUUCAUCCUGUGUUUGAACCAGCUCAAGUUUACAGUGACUAUAGACCUGGACUAGUGCUUUCAGAAGAAGCUCACUACUUGAUUCCUCAGGAAACAGUAUAUCUAGCUGGGGUGCAUUACCAGGCCAGAGUGGCAGAACAGUAUGAGGGUGUUCCUUACAACUCACCCGUACUGUCAAGUGCUAUGAAACAGACAGCUGAACAGAAGCCAGUCCAAGGGGGCCCUACCUCAAGUUCUGUCUUUGAAUUUCCAUCUCAACAGGCUUUUCUGGUAGGACACCUUCAGAAUUUAAGAUUAGAUUCUGGAUUGAAUUCAGGAUCCCCCCUGUCUAGUCUUUCUGCACCUCUUGGUACUGAUGCUACACGUUUGAAACUUCACCCUGUCUUUGUUCCUCAUUCUGCACCUGCUGUGUUAACGCAUAACAAUGAGAGCAGAAGCAAUUGUGUUUUUGAGUUCCAUGUUCAUACACCCAGCUCCUCUUCAGGAGAAAGAGGAGGCGUUUUACCUCAGCGUCUUUACAGAAAUCAACAGGUUACAGUGGAUCUGAAUCAGGAAGAACCAUCUCCUCAGUCAGUUGGAUUACAUAGUCGCCUGCAGCCUGUGACUGAAGAGCAGCAUAAUUACCUUGCCCCAGAGUUGACCGUUUCUGUAGUAGAGCCUAUCGGACAGAACUGGCCAAUAGGAAGCCCAGAAUAUUCCAGUGAUUCCUCACAGAUUACUUCUUCAGACCCUAGUGAUUUUCAAUCACCUCCCCCUACAGGGGGAGCAGCUGCAUCUUUUGGCUCUGACGUCUCAUUACCUUUUAUCCGUCUGCCUCAGACAGUGUUACAAGAAUCCCCACUUUUCUUCUGUUUUCCCCAAGGAACCACAUCUCAGCAGGUCUUAUCUGCUUCAUUUUCUUCAGGAGGAUCUACACUCCAUCCACAGGUUAUAGGUCAGGCACAGGGGCAGCCAUCUUCAAGUAGUUUAACAGGGGUUCCAUCUUCCCAGCCCAUUCAGCAUUCUCAGCAGCAACAGGGAAUACAACAGACAGCCCCUCCUCAACAGACAGUGCAGUAUUCGCUUCCACAAACAUCAACCCCCAGUGAGACCUCUGCUACACAGCCUGUGAGUCAACCUCAAAUCCAACAGGUCAUGCCUCAAGUAUCAUCAGGAAAGCAGAGUACUCAGGGAGUGUCUCAGGUUGUGUCUUCAGAGCCAAUUCCAAUAGCACAGCCACAGCCCAGUCAGCCUACCACACUGGCCUCUUCUAUAGACAGUGCACAUUCAGAUGCUGCUUCAGGGAUGAGUGAUGGCAAUGAAAAUGUCCCACCAUCUGGUGGACGGCAUGAAGGGAGAACAACUAAACGGCAUUAUCGAAAAUCUGUAAGAAGUCGCUCUCGACAUGAAAAAACUUCACGCCCCAAAUUAAGAAUUUUGAAUGUUUCAAAUAAAGGAGAUCGAGUAGUAGAAUGUCAGUUAGAGACUCAUAAUCGAAAAAUGGUCACAUUCAAGUUUGAUUUAGAUGGUGACAACCCAGAGGAGAUAGCAACAAUUAUGGUGAACAAUGACUUUAUCCUAGCAAUAGAAAGAGAGUCAUUUGUGGACCAGGUGCGAGAAAUUAUUGAAAAAGCUGAUGAAAUGCUCAGUGAGGAUGUCAGUGUGGAACCAGAGGGUGACCAGAGUUUGGAAAGUCUGCAAGGAAAGGACGAUUAUGCCUUUUCAGGUUCUCAAAAAUUGGAAGGAGAGUUCAAAGAACCAAUGCCUGCAUCUUCCCCACCACAGCAAAUAGGCAUUCCUGCCAGCUCUCUCACUCAAGUUGUUCAUUCUGCUGGAAGACGAUUUAUAGUGAGCCCUGUUCCUGAAAGUCGGCUACGAGAAUCAAAAAUGUUCAGCACUGACGUGUCAGAUGUGGUUGCUGUUUCUACUACAUCUCAGAGUGCUGGAAUGAAUUUGUCACACUCUGCUUCAUCUCUGAGUCUACAACAGGCCUUUUCUGAACUUAAGCAUGCCCAAGUAACUGAAGGACCCAAUACAGCACCUCCCAAUUUUAGUCAUACAGGGCCAACUUUUCCAGUAGUAACUCCUUCUAUGAGCAGCAUUUCUGGAGUCCCAGUCCCACCAGUAGCCAUACCUUCAGUGUCAGUCCCUGCAACAAGCAUCUCUCUUAAUGAUAUCUCUGCAUCAGCCAUUCAGUCUGAGAGUACAGUGCCCACUGAAAAGGGGGUUGUUCAGGUUGCCACUGGCAUAAGUGUAAUAACUUCAAGUGGUCCCCCUAUACCACCUGUGUCUGAAUCCCCAGUGCUUUCCAGUGUGGUUUCAGGCACCACAGUAACAACUGUUGAUUCUGUAGUGACAACCUCUCAGUCAGUUCAGGCUCCCAUAUCGGGGAGCAUUGUUUCCAGUAUAGGGAAUUUCUCUAUACCAGUGUCAACACCUUCAGCCUCUGCAGUGGGCAUUGCUGCUGCCCCAGGCGCUAAGGCUCCACCUGUACUCUCUCAACAGGCAACAGGCACUGCUACUGCGGGAGCCACGUCGACAUCAGUUUCCACCGCCACUUCAUACCCAGGCGUAGUUUCACAGCCGUCCUUUCACCUUAGUAGCAGCACCUCUGCUCCUGCUCUAGCUGAAACGGUGGUGGUUAGUGCACAUUCACUUGAUAAAACAUCGCAUAGCAGUACAACUGGCUUGGCUUUGCCUCUCGCAACGUCAUCUUCCACUUCUUCCCCUGGAAUUGGAGUAUCUAGUUCUGUUGCUCAGCCUAGUGGGUCGCAUCCUUUGCCUGUCCCAUCGGCGAUAUCUUCUACUCCCGUUCUUGCCCAAGCAGCACCUACAUCUACACCUUUAUUACCCCAAGUACCUAGCAUCCCACCCUUGGUACAGCCUGUUGCCAAUGUGCCUGCUGUUCAACAGACACUCAUUCAUAGUCAGCCUCAGCCGGCUUUGCUUCCCAACCAACCGCAUACCCACUGUCCUGAAAUGGAUGCUGAUACACAACCCAAGGCUCCUGGGAUUGAUGACAUAAAGACCCUAGAGGAAAAGCUACGAUCUCUCUUUAGUGAACCCAGUUCAUCUGGCGCUCAACAUGCCUCUGUGUCUCUGGAGACUUCCCUAGUCGUAGAGACCACCGUCCCACCAGGCAUACCAACAACUGCUGUGGCACCAAGCAAACUCAUAACUUCCACUACAAGUACUUGUUUACCACCAGCCAGUUUGCCAGUAGGAACAACUGGUGUGUCGGUUAUACCAGUGGGCACACCAGGUCAAGUUUCUACGCCAGUCGUUUCAGCCACAGUCAGCACUACCGCUGGAGUGAAACCUGGAACCGCACCAUCGAAGUCACCUUUACCUAAGACUCCAGUGCUGCCCAUAGGAACUGAACUUUCAGCUGGUGCUCCACCCAGUGAGCAGCUGCCUUCUUUUCCAGGAACCUCACUAACUCAGUCCCAACAACCUCUGGAAGAUCUUGAUGCUCAAUUGAGAAGAACACUGAGUCCAGAUUCUAUUGCAAUGACAUCUGCAGUUGAUCCUGUGUCUGUGGUGGUUCCUACAGCAGUUGUGGAAGCCGGAGGUCAGCCUCAAAAGGAAGUUUCUCAAGUCUCAGAAGGUUCUGUCCUUGCAACUAGUUCAGGAACUGGUGUUUUUAAGAUGGGGCGAUUUCAGGUUUCAGUAGCAACAGAUGUUGCUCAGAAAGAGGGUAAAAGUAAGCCAGAAGAUACAAAGUCUGUUCACUUUGAAUCCAGCACUUCAGAGUCUUCAGUACUGUCUAGUAGUAGUCCAGAGAGUACCCUGGUAAAACCAGAGCCUAAUGGGAUGACAAUCCACAUUGCUUCAGAUAUGCCAGAUAGUGCCCACAAAACCUCUGCCUCAGAAACAAAAACAGAAACUGGACAGCCUACCAAGGUUGGGCGUUUUCAGGUGACCACUACAGCAAACAAGGUAGGUCGUUUCUCUGUUUCGAAAACUGAAGACAAGAUUGGUGAGGCAAAGAAAGAGGGACCAGUGGCAUCUCUUCCAUCUGUGGAUUUGGAACAAACUGCCGUUCCUGCUGUGAUACCAAAGAAAGAAAAGUCUGAACACUCAGAUCCUUCCCAUCUGAACGGACCAUCUUCUGACCUAGAGACAGCUUUUCUAAGUAGAGAUGUGGAUGAUGGUUCAGGUAGUCCACACUCCCCCACUCAAGUACUCUCGAAGAGCCUUCCUAUCCAGAGCCUAACUCAGAGCCUUAGUAAUUCAUUCAAUUCCUCUUACAUGAGUAGUGACAAUGAAUCAGACAUUGAAGAUGAAGACUUAAAGUUAGAACUGCGACAACUAAGAGAAAAACAUCUUAAAGAGAUUCAAGACCUGCAGAGUCGCCAGAAACUUGAAAUUGAAUCUUUGUAUACCAAACUGGGCAAAGUUCCACCUGCUGUUAUUAUCCCCCCAGCUGCCCCCCUUUCAGGGAGAAGAAGGCGACCAACUAAAAGUAAAGGCAGCAAGUCUAGUCGUAGCAGUUCUUUGGGGAAUAAAAGCCCCCAGCUUUCAGGUAACCUGUCUGGUCAGAGUGCAACUUCGGUCUUACACCCCCAACAGACCCUAAAUGCUCCAGGAAAUAUCCCAGAGUCUGGGCAGAAUCAGCUGUUACAGCCCCUUAAGCCAUCUCCCUCCAGUGACAACCUCUAUUCCGCCUUCACUAGUGAUGGUGCCAUUUCAGUACCAAGCCUUUCUGCUCCAGGUCAAGGGACCAGCAGCACAAACACUGUCGGAGGGACAGUGAACAGCCAAGCUGCCCAAGCUCAGCCCCCUGCAAUGACAUCCAGCAGGAAGGGCACAUUCACAGAUGACCUACACAAGUUGGUGGACAACUGGGCCCGAGAUGCCAUGAAUCUUUCAGGCAGGAGAGGAAGUAAAGGACACAUGAAUUAUGAGGGCCCUGGAAUGGCAAGGAAGUUCUCUGCACCUGGUCAGCUGUGCAUCUCCAUGACCUCAAAUCUGGGUGGCUCUGCCCCCAUUUCUGCAGCAUCAGCUACCUCUCUAGGUCACUUCACCAAGUCUAUGUGCCCCCCACAACAGUACGGUUUUCCACCUCCCCCCUUUGGCCCUCAGUGGAGUGGGACUGGUGGCCCAGCGCCACAGCCACUUGGGCAGUUUCAACCUGUGGGAACUGCCUCCUUACAAAAUUUCAACAUCAGCAAUUUGCAGAAAUCCAUCAGCAACCCCCCAGGCUCCAACCUGCGGACCACUUAGUGAGACCUAGAGACAUUAUCUGAAUAGAUUUGGGGGCAGGAAAUGGAAUGCUUAGGGGUGGGGGGGUGGGGGGUGGGAAAGUAGCCUAUAUACUAACUACUAGUGCUGCAUUUAACUGGUUACUUCUUGCCAGAAAGGAAUGUUUUUAAUACAGCUUAAAGCCCUCAGAAUGGAGACUCUUCCCUCCCUUUGCCAUUUAUU